AUGAAGAUCCAGUAUAUAGUUACUGCUACUGCGCUUGUUGCAGUCACCGCGGCUAAGCCGCACCACUUGCACCGUCGCGUCCACGCCCAUGGUCCGGCCAAGCGUGGCACUAUCUUCGUACCUGCGGCAGUGGAGACAGAGAUCGUGUACUGGCUCGAUGAUCACGAGAUAUCAGAGGAAGAAGUCAACCAGGGUAUUACCAACGGCACUUUGAUGUGGGGAAACGAUGGUGUUUUGUCGACAUCAACUAGCAGUCCUGUUGCAUUGCCUACUCCGCCUCCAGCCUCCGAUCAUGAGAUUCAGGUUCCCAAGCCAACACCAGGACCUACUCCCGAGAAGCCUGUGGACGAGCUCAAGCCUGUCGCACCCGAACCUCAGAAGCCUGCACCACCAGAGACGCCACCCAUCAACCCUGCACCAAGCCCUUCCCAGGAUACGCCGCCUGUACAGCAGUCGGGCGCUUCGUUGAGGCCCUGGGCAGACAUGGUCGAUAAUGAUGGUCACUGUGCGGAGUGCGACAGGAAAUUCCCGGACGGCACGAUCCUUUGUACAGAGUUCCCUUACGGCUAUGGCGCUUUACCUACAGCUCAAGAAGGCUUGGGAGGCUGGUCGGGUAUCCAAGAUCCCCAAUAUGCCGGAGCAGAUGGCUUCGAUGACAUUACUACCGUCCCAAAGGGGUCGUGUUCAGACGGCACUUGCUGCACGACUGGUAGCUUCUGUUCCUAUGGUUGCCCUAACCCCUACCUCAAAGCUUCAUUCCCCUCUAUCCAAGGUAGAACAGGUCAGAGCGUCGGUGGCUUGUAUUGCAACAAAGACGGGUUUCUGGAGAUGGCCGACGGCAAAAUCGCAGACACGCUAUGCGUGCAAGGAUCACAGCAUAUGGGCGUGAAGGUGCAAAACAAGCUGUCAAAAUCCGUCUCUUUCUGCCGCACAGAUUAUCCAGGCACUGAGUCCAUGACUUUCCCAGUCACUGUCGGCCCUGGAGAGACUGGCUUCCUAGCCAACCCUGAUCAGCAGAAAUACUUUUUCUGGCAAGGUAAGAAAACAUCGGCUCAGUACUACGUCAAUAAACAGGGUGUACCAGAAAGUGAGGCUUGCACUUGGGGUACACCGAUGGGGGGUAAGGGUAACUGGGCACCCGCAGUCUUCGGAACAUCCUUCGACGAUGGUCCAGCGAACGAGGGCUUCUCCAGCAUAAAGCAGAACGAACUAUGCAAGCAAGAGCGACUCGGUUACGAUAUCACUUUCGUUGGUGAUGGUGUUGUCUCUCCUUGCAGGUACAAGAGCGCGACAAACCAGUGGUGUGAAGGCGACACAUGUUGGGAAGACCCGGAUCGGGGCUGCACUGUAUGCCCUACUGUAGUGUGA
This is a messenger RNA of Alternaria arborescens, 1368 nucleotides long. RefSeq lists its product as hypothetical. Lineage: Eukaryota; Fungi; Ascomycota; Dothideomycetes; Pleosporales; Pleosporaceae. The coding region runs from base 1 to 1368 and encodes 455 amino acids. Gene Ontology annotation, biological process: fungal-type cell wall organization. The record is from RefSeq and is a predicted model, not a curated record. The transcript has 2 exons. Gene Ontology annotation, cellular component: cell surface; fungal-type cell wall.